AUGCUCGGGUUAAGUAGAAACGGCCUGCGGUCACUUGCAAGGAGACGUGGACUAUCUUCUGCUGCUGCUCAAACUACAAAAAACACAGCGACACCACCACCACUUAAACAACAACAAGAACAGUCAAAUGAUGGGCGUAAAAACUUUAUGAACAAAACUGGCAAACCAUUUAUCACCACAACAUCUGCAGAGCAAAUAAAGCUUCAGAAGAAGUAUCAGGAGGGUUUGGAGAGCAAUAAGUUGGAAACACUUCAUGAAGCAGUUGAAUACAUUGAAUGGCGCGGCACUGUUUUCCCGCAGACCGUAUCCAAAAUUAUCGGAUUACUCGAGCGUGCCGCUGAUCUCUCCACUCUUUCUGAUCGUCAAUUGGCAGUUCUUUUAUCGAUCUUCGGCUCAACUUGUGACACAUUGUCCCGUUCACUUCGUGCUCAAAAUUUGGAGAAAGUUGAAUCAAUUCUACGAGAAAAAGGAGUUGUGUUGGGUCUCUUAUCUCGAAAUCAGUUGAUCGAAGCAAAAGUUGAUAAUCGCAGUCGUGUGGAUGCAGUUGAAGAGCUUGGAAAAUUUGAAGAAUCUGGUAUCGAACUCGAUGGAAAAUCCUAUGCUCUUUUAUGCGAAGUUUAUGCGAAACAAGCAAACACAAAAGCUAUCACAGACAUCAUCUCUCACAUGAAGUCCAGUGGAAUUCCAUUGACAGAAGAUCACGUCGCCCAACUUGUCUAUUCAGUCGCCAGAGGAGGAAACUAUGAACAUGUUGGUCGAGUUGUUGAUACAUUCUCUACUUCAAUGAAUGUUGUCCGUCUACGAUGCGCUGCAGCAAGAGCUAUCGCAGAACGCGAAAAAAACGAGCAAGGAAGAGGUGGUUUUGAAGUUACCGAAAUGAUAAGAGCUAUUCCUACAACUGCAAAGCUUCAUUCCCUCGAAAAUAAUGCAUACGUACUCAAUGUUUUCAUGGAUCUAAUUGAAAAUGGACAAUUUGAUGCUUUUAAUCUUCUUUCGUCUUAUUUGAUCGUCGCCGAAUCAGGAUCUACUCUUGGAGACAAUAAAUUGAAUUUACCUGUUGUUGCUCGCGCAAAAAGUCUUCUCAGUGAAGGGAGUCUCGAAGAAGCAAUUGCUCUUUAUUCAUGCAUUCAUCCAUCAUAUUCCAAUGAAUUCUUUGUUCAAAAACUAAAUCGUCAACUGGAGGAAGAACUCAAAAGUAUAACAACAUCCCAUGAUCUUCAAAAUUAUCUGAAAGUUGUAACGCUAGCUGAAAAUAAAGGGCUUAUCACUUCAGCAAACGAAUUCCUCAUCACAGUUUGUGCUAAGAAUCAAGUUCCCUUAUUCGUAGACGUUUUCGAUCAUGUUCAACAAGCAGGAGAUAUCCGUAACAUUUUCGGACAGAAUCCUAACCUGAAACGAUCAAUUGGACGCCAACUAGCUCAACAUUUGAUCAAAACCGCAUCACCAUCCGAAAAAGCUGCGUUGAUUGCAAAAGUUGCAUCUGUUAUGUUUGCUCCAUCAACAAGAGAAACGCCGGAAGAUUCUCAUGGGGUUUUCCAGAUUAUGUAUAAAAUUGUUAGUAAAGACGUUAAAUUGGUUUUACCAGCCCUUGAUCUGAUGACAAACACCGUCUGGCACGAGAAACGAGAAUUUGGAACCGCAAUUGUUCAUCAAUUACUACACUCUGACAAAGAAGAUCAUUUAGCAAUUGAAAAGCUUCGUGUUCUUCUCGAAUCUAACAAACUUGGCCAACUUACAGUUUUCCGUCUUCAUGGACUUCUUACCAGAUUCCUGAUGGCCGACAAAGAAAAUCGUCUGAAGUUGGUUGCUAGAAUCCUUGCGCUAGAUUUCCCACCAGAGGCCGCUAGAACUUCUUUGAAGUUCGGAGGACGAAAUCUCGCAAAAUUCUUAUCUAAUGAAAUGAUCACUCUGGAUAUGGCAGCGAAAAUUGUUCAGUUAUUAGAAGAUGAUCCACGAGUGCAAUUGAAUAAUGAAGAACUCACCGAUGCUAGGAAUGUACUCAAAUCGUCACCAGAAAAAGCGGAACUGCUAGGAAAGCUUCGUAAAAGUGCAACAAUGCAAAGAUGGAGAGCCACCGACGUUAAUGAGUUACUAAAAGAACUCUCUAAUUUCUCAAACGAUGUCAAGGAGGUAGUUGUAUUAUCAUUGAAACGAGUUAUUCUUCAAAAAGCUCUCACCGAACAAAAUGAUGAUCUAGACUUUUUGGUGAAUGUGCUGGAACAUUCGAUAGAAUGGAAAAAGGAUAAUUGCCCAGGAUAUCUGAAAACGUUGUGCAAGAAUCUUGAGUCGAAGACACUAUCAAAAGCAGUUUCUGAGAACAAUAUGGUUCUUGCUGAUCGAAUUUGGCAGAUGAGAUCAGGUCAUCCGACAGCCGAUGUUCUACUUUCAUAUGCUUCACGUCUUUUUGUUAAUGGACAGGUUGAACGUGCAGAUGAAGUAUGCGAAGAAUUGAGGAACAGUUCUCAAAUUAUCCGACCUCAAACUUUGGAGAAAAUGGGACGGCGGUUGAAGGGAGUCGAGUCUGGAAAAAUGAAUGAAUUGGCUGGAUACCUCAAGAAGAGUUUCAAUUUACGCGAAAAUGAUGCACGUAGAGUGGUGUUGCAGGCGAAGACGGAUCAAUUAAAUCAACUGAUUGAAAGAAACGACUUGCCAGGAGCUCUUCGUAUGGCUGUCGAAGAAACAAAUGCUAGUAAUCGUGCUUUUGGGCAAGUUCCUAUUAUGAUUGAAGCAAUCAAACGAAACGACCGUCAAACAUUGGAAAGUGUGCACACAAUGGUUAGAUCUGCUCACAGUUCUGAUAUGGCCAAUGUGAAUCUUGCUUACGCACUUAUUCAUUCCAACAACAUGCAACGCGCCCGGAGUCUUAUUGAACGUCAGAAUUUAAACAUCGAAAGCCGUGUUCUUCAAUACUUUACCACAUUGGCGUCUGCUUCGGAGAAUCCAAGAUUAUUGAAAGAUAUGUUCAUUGUUUUCAACGGACGUGCAUCUACAUUGGAUCUCAAUAACUUAUUAGAACUGGCAACAAGAAAAUUAUGGAACAUCAACGAUAUUGAAUCACUGCAAGAGCUCUCGAAUGAAAUCGAGACAACAUCAUUCCCUCUUCAGAACAAACUUCGCACAUUCUUUGACGAUAUUAAAGACAAACACUCAUCUUCACCAUCAGACCAGUUCGACUGAAGACUUUCGCCGUCGUCUAGAAAAAUUUGAAAACGGGCAGCAUUUGAAAUUAUUCAGAAGAAAAUUUCGGUUUUUUAGAAUUUUUUUAGUAGGAUUAGUGGUAGAUUCAAAUUGUUUUUUUCUUUAUGAUUCUUGUUUUUUUUUCAAAUUGUUGUUCUUCAAAUUAAUUAUCAUUUUCAAUAAAUUAAAAGUG
This is a messenger RNA of Caenorhabditis elegans, 3370 nucleotides long. It is a transcript of the gene mma-1, whose product is annotated as Leucine-rich PPR motif-containing protein, mitochondrial. NCBI's taxonomy places the organism in Eukaryota, Metazoa, Nematoda, Chromadorea, Rhabditida, Rhabditidae. Bases 1 to 3177 code for a protein of 1058 amino acids. The transcript has 7 exons. The record is from RefSeq and is marked reviewed.